This is a messenger RNA of Castor canadensis (American beaver), 912 nucleotides long. It is a transcript of the gene Fth1, whose product is annotated as ferritin heavy chain 1. Gene Ontology annotation, molecular function: ferrous iron binding; ferric iron binding. Gene Ontology annotation, cellular component: cytoplasm. The record is from RefSeq and is a predicted model, not a curated record. Gene Ontology annotation, biological process: iron ion transport; intracellular iron ion homeostasis. NCBI's taxonomy places the organism in Eukaryota, Metazoa, Chordata, Mammalia, Rodentia, Castoridae.
AGACAUUCUUCGCCGAAGAGUCGCCGAGGUUUCCUGCUUCAACAGUGCUUGAACGGAACCCGGCGCUCGACCCCCAUCCCGGCCGGCCGCUCAAAGCCAGACGCUCGUCGCCACCUCCUCGCAGCGUCCUCGGACCGCCCCAAGGCUACCGCCACCGCUCCAGCGCCGUGCAGCCACCGCACCUCUCCUAGCCGCCGCCAUGACUACCACGUCCACCUCGCAGGUGCGCCAGAACUACCACCAGGACUCGGAGGCCGCCAUCAACCGCCAGAUCAACCUGGAGCUCUACGCCUCCUACGUGUACCUGUCCAUGUCUUACUACUUUGACCGGGAUGAUGUGGCGUUGAAGAACUUUGCCAAAUAUUUUCUUCACCAAUCUCAUGAGGAGAGGGAGCACGCUGAGAAACUGAUGAAGCUGCAGAACCAACGAGGCGGCAGAAUCUUCCUGCAGGAUAUCAAGAAACCAGACCGUGAUGACUGGGAGAGUGGACUGAAUGCAAUGGAGUGUGCAUUGCAAUUGGAAAAAAGUGUGAAUCAGUCACUACUGGAACUGCACAAACUGGCCACUGAUAAAAAUGACCCCCACUUGUGUGACUUCAUCGAGACUCAUUACCUGAACGAGCAGGUGAAAUCCAUCAAAGAAUUGGGUGACCAUGUUACCAACUUGCGCAAGAUGGGAGCCCCUGAAACUGGAAUGGCAGAAUAUCUCUUUGACAAGCACACCCUGGGAGAUGGUGAUAACCAGAGCUAAGCCUUAGGCUGACUUCCCCAAAGCCAUGGAGUGACUUCUGGUCACCAAGGCAGUGCAUGCAUAUUGUGGGGUUACUUUUACCUUCUCUAUAAGUUGUACCAAAAAUCCAUUUAAGUUCUUUAAUUUGUACCAUUCCUUCAAAUAAAGAUAUUUGGUACCCA